AGCACACCCCGCUGAUAAGGUUUCACUCUCUGCAGGCCACAGAAGAGGGCAGGUGCUACAAUACCAGCUCUGGGAGUCUAAAUUUCUGUUUCUCAGGGACCUGUGUCUUACUUUGGAUACUUUGGUCUUUCAGCCAUGUCUCUUACAACUCCUGUCCCUCCAAGCAAGAGGAAGAAGGCCAAUAAGAUCAUCACUGACCUGUCCAACAUCAGCCAGAAUGAGGAUGAGCUGGACCCUGAAGCUGCUGAACUUGAUCUUGGCACCAAGAUCAAGACGCCCAAAGAUUUGAUGUUGGAGGAGCUGUCCCUGCUCAAGAACAAAGGGUCCAAGAUGUUCCAAAUGAGGCAGCAGAGAGUCGAGAGGUUUAUUGUUACCAAUGAGAAUUUACAGAAUCUCCAGAACCUGUUGAUGUCCCCUCCAGUUCCACCAAAGCCUGAGAAACCAAAGGAAGAAAUUGUGGAUCAGAGUGUGGAUGAAGAGGCAGAGAAGGCUAAGAGAAGGAAGGAGUAUGUACGUACCUACGUUUCCCCCUGGGAACGAGCAAUGAAGGACAAUGAAGAGUUAAGAGCCACUCUGAAGCCUUCCAUGCCGGGACCUAUUAAAGACCACCCAGAGAUGCCCACGUACAAGAGCUUUAACAGAAUGGCUAUACCAUUUGGAGGCUUUAAUAAAGCCUCCAAAUUGUUGACAUUUGAGCUUCCAGAGCUUAACACUGCCAACGAGGAGCUGGAGCCUCUCCCCACCCUGCAGGCCGACAUCCGCUCCCGGCCCUCUUUCAACCGCACGCCCAUCGGUUGGGUCUGCAGCGACGAGGCCUCACACAUCCACACGGACCUGGAAGUCGCUUUUGACGGCGAGACCGAUGACUUGUGAAGGCCCACGCCGACACAAGCAUACAAUCCGAGACAAACACACAAUGAGACGCAACACACCCUGUUUUCCCAUAACUGAUGCGGUGAUACAUAUCUGAUGCACUUUCACAUGUAUCCAGACCUAAGAAUAUUAAAGAUGCUAACAUUCAUGUUACAGGCUGAUGAAAACCACCUGAACAUUCAAUCAAAUCUAUCGAACAUAAAUAAAGCAUCAAUUGUGACAAAGAAGUUUGAUGGUGAAGAAUAAAUACUUAAUUUUGGUUAUUUUCAUUCUUUUGUCUCCCCUAAAUGUAUUAAGAAAGCUGUCGUCUAACGUAAAACCUGUGUGAAUAGCAAUAAAUAACUACUUUGCCUUGAAAUUAAAAACAAAAACAUUGUAAAUGUGUAAUAAAUGUCCCAUUUUCACUCUUCUCA
Molecule: messenger RNA, 1286 nt
Organism: Oryzias latipes (Japanese medaka)
Lineage: Eukaryota; Metazoa; Chordata; Actinopteri; Beloniformes; Adrianichthyidae
Gene: myoz1b
Product: myozenin 1b
Cellular component (GO): Z disc; actin cytoskeleton
Molecular function (GO): telethonin binding; actin binding; FATZ binding
Source: RefSeq, a predicted model, not a curated record